UUGCUCCAAUCAUAGCAUGGAGACCACGCCAGCAAACGACUUUAACUAUGACUAAGUUUCCAUCGCGGGUUCGAAUCGGGUUAGAGUUGGGUUAGAGUCGAGUUGGCUUGUCUGUUUCCACGCGACGCUAGUUACACGAUGUCACACCAGAGUAACGACAAGGUAAAGCUUUUACCCACCGCAUAACAUUACAGGCAGAUUGACAUUUGUAUACCAAUAUUAAAGUGUGGUUAUGUUAUCAUAAGACAGUAUGGAUCCUCGGGCGUGUAUAUUAAUUUCGCAGUAUUAUGCUAAUAUGCAGAAAUUGUUUCUUAUUUUACAAAAUCGGCGACGGAAAACAGCGCAAAAGUUAUGGCAUGCAAUGUGUAUAAUUAUGAAUACACAUAUGCUUGGACAAGUUUUCAUUUUUUCCUCUACUUUCUUGAAGAUUUCCGAAGUCUUAAACUUCUUCCCGUCCAUUACGUUUAUCACUUGUAAUUCUUUUAUUAUUGCCAGAAAGAUUUCCGUUUCAUCUACGUUCCAGGCUACAGGUUUUUUUUUUUAUUUUCAUUCGAAUAAUAAUUAUCCAUCUUCGAAACGAAACGAAACAAAUAUAAACAUCGGUCAUGGAACAAUUAAUUUCGUACGUUGGCAACACUACGGUAUCCGAACUCGACUUUUGUCGUUUCCACCGAACCUCAUCCAGACCCAACCAUGGAGUAUUUUAUGGUUGGGUUCUGGUUCCAGUUCCGUGUUUCCACCGUACAAACGCUCACCCCAACCUGACUCGAACCCGAUUCGAACCAUCGAUGGAAACUUACAAGUCAAUCACGGCGAGCCUCCAAGGCAACUUGUCCCCGACGAGCGAAACUGCUGCGAGCGUUCUCCGAGAAACAGUAGAAGUAAAAAUUGGAGGGAUCGUAACAAAAAUAAUGAUCUGUCACAAAACUCUGAUGACAUACCUCAAGGUUUUCGAAGAACUCAAAACAACAGACAAGGACAUCAAGGCGGACAACAUAGGGGACGUGGUUUUCAUAGACAGCUGAUCAGCCAAGAUCUAUCCAGCACAAGAUAUUUCAAUUUUAACCGCUUGAAUAAGUUGAGUCAAAUGAAGAACGAUGACGUUGUUACAAAAUUAGCUGAAAAAAAAACUGAAUUUCAAGAAUUGUUGAACAAUAUAGAUACACCUGAUCUGUUGGUGGUUACACUCCAAGUUUUAACAAAUGUUUGCCAGGCAAAUUUUACAGAAAUUGUUACAAGUGUAUUGAGCCAGGCUUGUUCUGUUUCUUUCUUGGAAAGUUUGCAAAUUUAUUUGUCAAAAUUACCAUUUGAGAGCAGCACAGAAAAAAUAAAAAACAAACUUUACUGGGAUGAUAACGACAAAUUUUGGCGCAAUCUCAUCAAAUUUAUAAAAAAAGUAACGGAACUUCUUCCCACCAAAGCUCGCGAUGAGUUGACUUCUGUUUUGCAAAAAAUAAACCUGAUCAUUCCAGCAAUUGAAGGAAGCAAAGGUUAUAAAAUUGAUGACAAUGUUAAAGAAGAUGCUACAACUUUACUAAAAGAGUUAGAAGAUGAAAUUAGAAAAGUUGAAAAGCAAGCCAAGGACCUUGAGAUUCUAUCCACGAAGCCAGAUUCUGAAGAAGAGCCACCUGAAAAUUUCAGGACAUUAAGUGUCAUACCAACCGUUAGUGACUUGUACAAUGAAAAACCUUUCAUAAGACCAUGCAAAGUCAAAGAUGCAUAUGAUUCAGUGGAGCAUUAUUUAGAUGUACAAUUUCGUUUAUUACGAGAGGAUUUUAUAUCCCCGUUGCACGAUGGCAUAAAAGAAUAUUUACAUAUCCAGAACAAUUAUCGAAACAACGACCUUCGUAUAUAUAAAAGAGUUUCGUUCAUAGCACCAGAAGUUACAGAAAAUCAUAUUGGCAUUAAAAUAUCAUUCGGAGUAUUACGUAACAUCAAGUGGAAGACUUCUAAGAGAUUUAUGUUCGGCAGUCUAUUGCUUCUCAGCAGAGAUAAUUUCAACACAAUACUGUUUUUCACUGUAGCCAAUCGAGAUAUUAAAGAGUUGGAACAAGGACUGAUCCUAGUUCAACCUUGCGAAGGAACACAGAUUUCUCGUAAUGUUUACAGCACACCUUUUGUUAUGCUUGAAUCAAAGAUUUACUUUGAACCAUAUCUAGCAGUCCUCAAUGCCAUGCGACGCUUGAAUGAACUAAAUUUUCCUAUGUCAAAUUAUCUCGUAUACGCAAACACUGACCAGUUAAUGCCGCAAUAUCUUAGAAACCAAGAGCAUUUGAGGUACAAGAAUUUCCAACUACCAAUUGGGCUAGAAGAACCUUGGCCAACUGCGACAGAUUUGAACUUGGAUGAAUCACAAUACGCAGCGUUUAGGUGUGCACUAACUGAAGAAUUUGCAGUUAUCCAAGGACCACCUGGAACGGGAAAAACAUUUAUUGCCCUGGAAAUAGUUCGGACUUUGUUGGAAAAUUCUUCUUUUUGGAAAGGUUAUGGUCCCAUUGUAGUUGUUUGUUUGACAAAUCAUGCUUUGGAUCAAUUUCUUGAAGGAAUUCUUCAAUACACGCAUUCUAUAGUUCGCGUUGGAAACCGAUCUAAAAACGAAACUCUAGCAAAAUAUGCUUUGAUGAAUAAGCGCAAGUCAAUGAGGUAUCGUGAUCGGAAUGGUGCAUGGCCGCUUUUUUUUUCGACAAAACUAGAAUUAGAAUUGAUAAUGCAGAAAAUUGGGACCAUACAUAAAAAUGUCUCAUGUUUAACCGCCCCAGCGGCUAUUGUACCUCUGCAUGUUCUGCGGAAGUUUUGUAAAUGUGAUGAAGAAUGGAAAUUCCAAUCUAAUGGAGAUUUAGUGAACUGGCUUGUCGGGACUGAUAUUGGUUUAAAGCCAGAUGAUUUGCUUCAACCUAAACCAGCUGAGGAAGACGUCGGAAUAAAGGAUCUUGAAAAUGAUGAAAAUACGCAUAUGGAUGACGAAAUUGAACUAUCACAUGAUCUCCAACCCGAAGACUCCAUCACAAUGCCUAUUUUCCCUUUGCGUUGUGUGGAUGCUUCAAUCAAUGGUAUUCAGCGUCAAAUGUAUGUUUAUCAACAAUCGGAGGGAGAUAUGUGUCAGAUGCCAUUUACCCCAACUCUCCAAUGGCAAGAAGACUUGGAUUUGCUAUAUAAACAGCGGCACUUUUUAGAGAUUGCAUUGGCACAACACCCGAUACUGAACAAGAAUCCACAGAAAAUAAACAACCCACGCUGGAGGAUAUAUUGGAAAUGGGUUCGAAUGAGCUACUAUAAAGCAAUGCGUGUAUUAUUAAAGUUAGAAGAACAUUCUCGUGAAAUACAAGCAAAACUAAAGGAAGUCAGGCAACUAGUUGAUUUGGCCAUACUUCGUGACCACAAGAUAAUUGGACUUACGACAAAUGGUGCUGCUAAUCUGCAUUCAUCUUUACGAGCUCUUACUGCCCCCAUAGUACUUGUCGAAGAGGCUGCAGAAAUUCUAGAAGCACAUGUCGUGUGCUCGAUGACCCAGUAUUGUCAGCAUGUAAUUCUCAUCGGAGAUCAUAAACAACUACGUCCAAAAGCGUCGGUCUAUAAACUUGGGACAAAAUACAAUUUGAAUGUAUCGCUUUUUGAGAGAAUAGUCAACAUCAGGGGAGAUUGUGUCCAAUUGGCAUAUCAGCAUCGAAUGAGACCACAGAUUGCCAAAUUGAUUUCGCCAUCUAUUUAUGAUACACUUUAUAAUCAUGAAUCAGUACUGAACUAUUCCAAUGUCAAAGGCUUGGAUAAAAAUCUUUUUUUUCUAAAUCACAAAAACGCUGAAAUUAGUCAUAAUAGUGAGGAAAGCUGGGUGAACGAACACGAAACAAAUUUUCUAGUUGCAUUCGCCAGACAUCUGAUUCUGCAAGGAUACGAUGGGUCAGAGAUCACUAUACUCUGUACCUAUACAGGACAACUUUUCUCGCUUAUGCAGGCAACAAAACGGUAUUCAAUACUUAAUCCAGUACGCGUGACAACAGUUGACAACUAUCAAGGGGAGGAAAAUAAGAUCAUCCUCCUUUCACUUGUACGCAACAAUGGAGAGGGAAAAAUUGGAUUCCUCAAGGAAGAAAACAGAGUGUGUGUAGCAUUGUCCCGUGCGCGUGAAGGUCUCUAUAUUAUGGGUAACAUGGAAGAUCUCGUGAUCAAAAAUACGAUCUGGCCAAAGAUCAAAGAGGUCUUAGAAAGUGAAAAUGCAAUUGGCGAAUACUUGACGUUGCACUGCCAAAUUCAUCAGGGUCAAUCUGUACAGAUGUGGACCGCAAAUGAUUUCCAACAAUGUCCUGAAGGAGGUUGUCUAAAAAAAUGUGGUGCUGAUUUGCUUUGCGGACAUUCAUGCACUAGCGUGUGUCACGUUCUCGACCGAGAACAUGAGAAAUAUGAAUGCAAGCAGCCUUGUAUGAAAAGUUGUCCAUGUGAUCAUCCUUGUCAGCAAAAAUGUUUUGAAGUCUGUGGACCAUGUUGUGUAACUGUGGAACGCCAACUGAAAUGUGGCCACACUGUAAAAAUGCAAUGCCACGAGGAUGCGGAAAAAUUCAAAUGCUACGUUAAAGUUACUGCCGUUUUACCGUCUUGUGAACAUGAAAUUGAAAAAAACUGUUAUCUCCCGGUUGAGGAUAGUGUGUGCUCACACCCCUGUGAAAUUCGACUGCCAUGCGGUCAUAGUUGCUGUUUGAAUUGCCAUGUCAACAACGAUCCUGACCAUAUUAAGUAUACUUGUUACAAAGAUUGCACAAAAAAUAACCGCGACUGUGAAAACCACCAUCCAUGCAAGAAGCGAUGCCACGAGGAAUGCAAUCCAUGUUCAAUAAUUGUUGAAAAAUCACGCUCCUGUGGUCAUUUUUAUCGCAAGGUUAAAUGUGCUGUGAAUAUAGAAGCCAUCUUGUGUAAAAGAGCCUGUAAAAAAGAGAUGAAUUGUGGCCACAAUUGUCGCCGUCAAUGUUGGGAAACAUGCGCAGGCUGUCCAGUUGAAGUGUCAAAAAUGAGUCCAUGUGGUCAUACGAUUAAGGUGAAAUGCCAUGAACAAGCAUCAAUUUCCAAAUGUAAUGGAAAAUGCCUACGCAAAUUAGAUUGCGGUCACCCUUGUCAAGCCAAAUGUAAAGAUCCAUGCACUAAGAAAUGCAAAACGAUGGUGGAACUGACCGAACCUGGCUUAUGUGGCCAUACUAUUUUUGUGCCAUGUUACUUGUCAAAAACGGAUCCCAAGUCUUCGGAGAUACUGAAGUACUGUGAUGAACCGUGCAGAAGCAAGUUGGCCUGUGAGCAUCUUUGCAGUGGAAAAUGUGGACUCUGCAAACAAGGACGUAUACACAUCCCAUGCAGAGAGCGUUGUGGUAACAUUCUCGUUUGUGGACACGAAUGUCAAAUACCCUGCAGAGUACAAUGUCAACCUUGUACAAAGAUAUGCGAAGCAAGAUGCCGCCACAGUAAAUGCAAUAAGAAAUGCGGGAUACCGUGUAAACCGUGCAAAGAAAAAUGCUUUUGGAAUUGUAAGCACAGGAAAUGUAAUAAGUUUUGCUAUGAAUUAUGUGAAAUAGAACCAUGCAAUGAACCGUGUGAAAAAAGAUUGAAAUGCAAACAUCCUUGCAUUGGUUUCUGCGGGGAGCCUUGCCCACCAUUAUGUCGAAUUUGUGACAAAGAAGCUUUGAUAGAAGAAUUUUUUCUUGGCGAAGAGGACGAACCAGAUGCAAGAUUUGUCUUUCUGGAAGAUUGUUCUCACUGUAUUGAAAGUAAUGGACUUAUAACAUGGUUGUCGCAAGUUUCGUUGGGUUCGGGUAAUGACAAAGCCAUUCAAGUGAAAACAUGUCCAAGGUGCAAGACGCCAAUAAAAAAAUGUAUGAGAAUUAUGAACAUGAUAAAGAAAGAUCUCGAGGACGUACAACGCGUGAAGAGAAAAGUAUUUGGCGACAAAACACUGUUGUUACAGCAACAGGAGCAUUAUUUUAAAACCAUACAGAAGAUGAUUAUUGGUGGACGUGAAGCAGGUAUCUUACAAGAAUUUCCACAGCUGCACAUUCUGUUGAACAUUUUAUCCGAAAAAACAGCGCCGUUACAUAAACAGAAAAAGCACAUUUUAAGUGCACAAGAAUUGGAAGCUUUGAAAAUUAUAUUAGACCUUUUGCUGCGAAUCUGGCAAACAAUAGACUCAGUAAAAUCUCGUUCCGUCUAUGAAUAUGAAUUUUUCGAAAAUCAAGUAGCGAUGCUGAUAGAAGCAAUUCCAACAACAGGGAAAAUAUCGCCUCAAGAAUCUAACGAUAUCGAGGCAGAAUUCAUACGUUUGAAAUAUCUGGCAGAUGUAUGUAACAUGGAUGAAUACUGUGACAAGGAUGGAAAAGAAUAUAAAGAUUUGAUAGCAAAACUUUUGAGUAUUGAAAGGUUCACCAAUGAACGAGGUUUAGAAGUUAUGGAGGGAUUAAAAAUUACUGUACGAAAUUCCAGACAAAAAAUUACCGAACACGAAAAAAAAAUGAUUGUCCGAGUGAUGGGCUUUGAACAAGGUCAUUGGUUCAAAUGUCCAAAUGGGCACGUCUACGCUGUAGCUGACUGCGGGGGUCCCACAAUAGAGAGUAGGUGUAACGAGUGUGGAGCUACCAUUGGUGGUACCAGCCAUCGAUUGAGAAGUAAUAACUCGUUGGCUGGAGAAAUGGACGGAGCUGUACGUCCUGCCUACCCAGGAACAAUAUAAUGUGUUUUUUGUCAACUCCAGUUAAUGUUAAUUCAUUCGUUCUUAAGUUUUGUUUGAUGAGUUAUAAGUUUAAAGAGUCUGUUUGGUCAUACGUUUAGUUUAAAAACAAUAACAAUUUAUCUAAAAUGAGAAUUUAUUAUUUGUUUGAAAAAAAAUUGUUUAUCGAAUU
Molecule: messenger RNA, 6872 nt
Organism: Athalia rosae (coleseed sawfly)
Lineage: Eukaryota; Metazoa; Arthropoda; Insecta; Hymenoptera; Athaliidae
Product: NFX1-type zinc finger-containing protein 1-like
Exons: 16
Coding region: 251-6703 (2150 amino acids)
Biological process (GO): regulatory ncRNA-mediated heterochromatin formation
Cellular component (GO): nuclear RNA-directed RNA polymerase complex; nucleus
Molecular function (GO): helicase activity; zinc ion binding
Source: RefSeq, a predicted model, not a curated record